This is a messenger RNA of Stegostoma tigrinum, 10503 nucleotides long. RefSeq lists its product as uncharacterized. NCBI's taxonomy places the organism in Eukaryota, Metazoa, Chordata, Chondrichthyes, Orectolobiformes, Stegostomatidae. The record is from RefSeq and is a predicted model, not a curated record. The coding region runs from base 6109 to 6579 and encodes 156 amino acids. The transcript has 5 exons.
CAGUUGAUGAUGGUUAUGCCAAGAACACAACCUUGAGGAACUUAUGCAAAGAUGUCCUAGAGAUGAAAUGAUAGACCUUCAACAACCACAACCAUCUUCCUAUAUGCUGUGUAUGACUGCAAUCAGUGGAGAAUUUCCCUUUGGCCUCUGUCUUGCCUUGGUGUUGCACACCUUUGAUAUUGAAACCAACAAUAUUGGGGAACAUUUCUAAUCAAAAAUAGCAACAAUUUGGCCAGUAUAGUUAGAAGCAAGAAGGUGAAGGGAGGAUUUAAUAGAUAUCUUUGAAAUUGUGGACAUAUUUGAUUUAAAACAAAAUUAAAGGAGUAACGUAGAAUCCCUGCAGUGUGGAAACAGGCCAUUCACGCAUGGAGUCUUAUUGACCACCCCGCCCAUCCAAAGAGCAUCUCAAUCAGAUCCAACCCCUACCCUAUCCACCUGCAUUUACAAUGGCUAACCUGUAUAUCCCUGGACACUAUGGGCAAUUUAGCCUGGCCAGCCCACCUAACCUGCAACAUCUUUGGACUGUGCUGAACAAUUUUGGUUCCUCAUAUUGAGGAAAAGCACACUGGCAUUGGCGGCAGUCCAGAGUUCACCAGGCUGAUCCCAGGUGUGCAUUGGGCUGUUGUGCAAAGAGAUUAGAUUCAAUUAACAAAACAAUCUGAAUCUGAAUACUACUCUCAGUCAUGAUGAUUGUGGAGUAUUAUCGCUUGUUGAAAAUGAACAGCCAUCUGUUUCACUAAUACCAUUGAGGGAAAGAAAUCUGCCAUGCUUAUCUGAUCCAGCCUAUGUGUGGUGCAAUGCACUUGCCUCUUAACUGCCCUCUGAAUGUGUCAAGAUAGCCAUGCAGCUCAAGAGCAAUUAAGGAUGUUCAACAAAUGGUAGCCUUCCCAUAAAUACCCUUGUUACAAAUGAAAUAAAAAUGUUUUUUAAAGUUUAUUCCUUUUGUGGGAUGUGGGUAUCGCUGGCUGGUCAGCAUCUAUUGCCCAUCGCUAGUUGCCUUUGAGAAGGUGGUGAUGAGCUGCUGCCUUUGAAGCGCUGCAGCCCACCUGCUGUGGGAUGACCCAUAAUGCCUUUAGGGAGGAAAUUCCAGGAUUUUGACCCAGCCCUUGAGUGUUGUUCAAGCUGCACUCAUCCAGGCAGUUAGAGAGUAUUCUGUCACACUCAUGACUUAAAAUCCUUGUGAAUGUUAGACAGUCUUUGGAGAGUAGACUUCCCAGCCUCUGACCUGCUCUUGUAGCCAAAAUAUUUAAAUGGCUGGCCCUAUUCCGUUACUACUAAAUGAUAAACUCCAAAUGUUGAUGGUGUGGGGUUCAGUGACAGUAUUGCUAAGGGGUGGCGGUUAGAUUAUUGUUUGUUGGAGAUGGACAUUGCCUGGCACUUGAGUGGUUUGAAUGUUAUUUGCCACCUAUCAGCCCAAACUUGGAUACUCUGCUGGGCUUGCUGCAUAUGGACAUGUGACUCAUCAGAUACUGAAGAAGCUCAAAUGGUGCUGAACAUUGUGCAAUCUUCAGAGAACAUCCCAACUUCUGACUUUAUAUUGGAGGAAAGGUCAUCGAUGAAGCAGCUAAAGAUGGUUGGGUCUAGGUUAAUACUCUGGGGAACUAGGGCUCCUGCAACACUGUAGUGGUGUCAAAGAUCAAAGAAAAUUACAGCACGGGAACAGGCCCUUCGGCCCUCCAAGCCUGUGCCGAUCCAGAUCCUCUAUCUAAACCUGUCACCUGUUUUCCAAGAAUCUGUAUCCCUCUGCUCCCUGCCCACCUCUGAUGAAGGGUCUAGGCCCAAAACUUUUGUGCUCCUGAGAUGCUGCUUGGCCUGCUGUAUUCAUCCAGCUCCACACUUUUGUUAUCUUGGAUUCUCCAGCAUCUGCAGUUCCCAUUAUCACCCAUUCAUGUAUCUGUCUAGAUACAUCUUAGAUGAUGUUAUCAUGCCCAUCUCUACCACUUUCGCUGGCAACGUGUUCCAGGUACCCACCACCCUCUGUGUAAAGAGCUUUCCACGCAUAUCUCCCUUUAACUUUUCCCCUCUCACCUUGAAAUCAUGACCCCUAGUAUUUGAGUUCCCCCACUCUGGGAAGAAAGCAUUUUGCUAUCCACCCUGUCUAUACCUCUCAUAAUUCUGUAGACCUCUAUCAGGUCCCCCCUCAACCUCUGUAUUCCUAAUGUAAAUAAUCCUAAUCUACUCAACCUCUCUUCAUAGCUAGCGUCCUCUAUACCAGGCAACAUCCUGGUGAACCUCCUCUGCACCCUCUCCAAAGCAUCCACAUCCUUUUGGUAAUGUGGCAACCAGAACUGUACUGUCCAUACCUCUAAGCCAGGAAUCAGUGUUUAAGACCCACCUGGUGCAGAAGUGGAUAAUACCAUUUCUGACCAAAUUGUUUAGAAAAAUAUCUACCGUGAAAAACUCCUGCAGAGAGGAUCUGGACCUGAGCUGAUGAGUCAAAUAUGGUGGUAAGAAAUUCAGCAGUGAGAAAUUCAGUGUCAGGUGAACUGAGGUAGGAAUUGAUUCCAGCUAUUAUGGAAUUGGGAAUUGGUAGAGUUAGUUAACAUAUGAUAGGAAAUUCAUCUUGGAAUCUGUAAUACUAAUACAUUCAGAACAGCUCAGCUCAGCUUCAAACAUUUGCCAAGGCACAAAAUGGACAGGUGAUGGCCUAGUGAUGUUCUUGCUAGAUUAUUAAUCCAGAAACGCUGGUAAUAUUCUGGUGACCCAGAUUCUCGUCCCAGUAUGGCAGAUGUUGGAAUCUGAAUUCAAUAAAAAAAAUCUGGAAUUAAGAAUCUACUGAUGAUCAUGAAACUAUUAUCAAUUGUCAGAAAACCCCAUCUGGCUCAGUAAUGUCCUUUAGGGAAUGAAGUCUUCACCUUCACCUGUUCUGGCUUACAUGUGACAUCAGACCCACAAAAAUGCGAUUGAAUCUCAAAUUCCCUCUGAAAUCACCUAGCAAGCCAACCAGAUGUAUCAGUCGCCACAAAGUUUCAACAAAGGAAUGAAACAAGACAGACUAUCUGACCUUGAUCUAGGCAGCAGAAAAGACAAUGGCAAAAACGGCCCUGAAAAGUCCUCCUUACUAAAAUCUGGGACUCAUGCCAAAGUUGGGAGACCUAUCUUUAGGGCGGCACGGUGGCUCAGUGGUUAGCACCGCAGCCUCACAGUGCCAGGGAUCCGGGUUCAAUUCCACCCUCAGGUGACUGUCUGUGCGGAGUUUGCACGUUUUCCCUGUGCUUAGGUUUCCUCUGGGUGCUCCAGUUUCCUCCCACCAUCCAAAGAUCUGCAGGCUAGGUGGAUUGGCCAUGCUAAAUUGCUUGUAGUGUUCAGGAUGUGUAGCUUAGGUGGGUUAUGGGGGAAUGGGUCUGGGUGGGAUGCUGUAAGGGGCGGUGUGGACUUGUUGGGCCGAAGGGCUUGUUUGCACACACUAGGGGAUCUAAUCUUUCAGGCUAGUAAAGCAACAGCCUGACAUAGUAAACAUACAAAACUAUAUCUGGUUUUAUCCCACUGGCAGGACAGACCUCAGAGGUGACAGCACAGUGGUAUGCAGUAGAGAGUGAGUUGCCUUGGGAGUCCUCAACAUUGACUCCAGAACCCAUUAAGUCUCAUGGCUUCAGAUUAAACAUGAGGAAGGAAACCUGCUGAUUACCACAUACUGUCCUCCCUUGGUGAUGAAUCAGUACUCCUCCAUCUUGAACAACAUUUGGAGGAAGCUUUAAGGAUGAAGGGUGCAACAUGUAUUUUGGCUGGAGGAUUACGAUAUCUGCCACAAAAAGUGGCUUAGCAGCAUUGCUACUGAUUAACUAACUACUGAACUAGUUCUAAAGGACGUAGCUACUGCACUAGGUCUGCAGCAGGUGGUGAAGGAACCAACAAGACAGAAAAACAUACUUGACCUCAUCCUUACUAAUUUGCUGGCUGCAAAUGUAUCUGUCUAUGACAGUAUAGGUAAGAGUGACCACCACACAGUCCUUGCAGAGAUGAUAUCUCAUCUUCACAUUGAGAAUACCCUUCAUCGUUUUGUGUGGUGCUAGCUAAAUGCUAAAUGGGACAGGCUUGGAACAGAUCAAGCAACUUAAGACUGGGUGUCCAUGAGGCAUUAGAAAUUUACUCCAGUACAAUGUGUAACCUCAUGGACCAGUGUAUUCCCCCAUCAUUACUAGCAAGCCCAGGGAUCAUCCCUGGUUCAGUAGUGAUUUCAGGAGCAGCACCAGACUUACCUAAAAAUGAAGCGUUAACCUGGUCACGCUACCAAACAGAACUACUUCAUGCCAAAUAGCAUAAGCGGCAAGCGAUAGACAGAGCUAAACAAUCUGACAACCACCGGAAUCAGGUCUAAGUUCUGCAGACCUGACACAGUCACAUGUGAACGGUGGUGGACAAUUAAGCAACUCACUGGAAGAAGAAGCUUGACAAAUAUCUCAAUCUCAUCAAUGAUGGAAGAGCCCAGCACAUCAGUGCAAAAGGUAAGGUUGAAUCAUUCACAGCAAUCUUCAGCCAAAAGUGCUGAGUGGAUGAUCCAUCUCAGCCUCUUCGAGUGGUCCUCAGCAUUACAGAUACCCGGUCUUAGGCCAAUUUGAAUCACUCCACUUGAUAUCAAGAAAUGGCUAGAGGCACUGGAUACUGCAAAGGCUACAGGCCCUGACAACAUCACAGCAGUCGUACUGAAGAUUUGUGUUCCAGAACUUCCCGCUCCCUUAGCCAAGCUGUUCCAGUACAGUUACAACACUGGCAUCUAUGUGGUAAUGUCCAAGUAUGUCUAAAAAGAAGGACAAAUCCAACCCGGUCAAAUACUACCCCAUCACCAUACUCUUGAUCAUCAGUAAAGUGAUGAAAGAUGUCAUCAAGCUGUACCUACUCAGUAAUAACCUGCUCAGUGACACCCAGGUUAGGUUUCACCAGGGCCACUCACUCCUGACCACAUUACAGCCUUGGUUUAACAUGGACAAAACAGCUGAAUCCCGGAGGUGAGGCAAAAAUAACAGCCCUUGACAUCAAGGUCUCAUUUGACCAAAUGUCGCAUCAAGAAGCCCUAGCAAAACUGGAAUCAAUGGGAAUUGGGACAAACUCUCCACUGGUUGGAGUCACAUUAACACGAAGGAAGAUGAUUAUAGCUGUUGGAGGCCAGUCAUCUCAGCUCCUGGACAUCUCAGCAGGAGUUCAUCAAGGAAGUUUCCUAGGUGCAAUCAUCUUCAGUUGCUUCAUCACUGAUCUUCCCUCCAUCAUAAGGUCAGAAAUGAGAAUGUUAGCAAUAAUUACAUGAUAUUUAUCACCAUUCACAAUUUCUCAGAUACUGAAGCAGUCCAUUACUAAAGGUAAUGAGACCUGAACAAUAUCCAAGCUUGGGCUGACAAGUGGCAAUUAACAUUUGCACCAUACUAAUGCCAGACAUGACCAUAUCCAAUCUAACCACCACCCCUUGAUAUUCAAUGGUGCUACCAUCACUGAUUCCACCACUAUCAACACCCUGAAGGUUAUCAUUGACCAGAAACUCACCUGGACUUGCCACAUAAACACAGUGCCACAUAAAGCAGGUCAGAGAUUAUGAAUAUUGCAGCAAAUAAUUCACAAAGCAUGUCUACCAUUUCCAAAGCACAAGUCAGCACUGAUGGAAUGCUUCCCACUUGCCUGGACGCGUGCAGCUCCAACAACACUCAAGCUCGGACAAAGCAUCCAGCUCAUUGGCAUCCCAUCUGCAAGCAUCCAUUCCUGGAAUUCCCUCCUCAAGGGCAUUGUGGGUCAAAUUAUAGUUCAUAAACUGCACUACUUCAUGAAGGCAACUCAUGAUUACCUUCUCAAGGAAAACAGGGAUGGGCCAUAAAUGCUGAUCAAUCAGUGACACCCACAACCCACAAGUGAACAUAAAGAAGAUGGAGGUGGUAACUAGGAAACGGUUUGUUUGUUCUGAGAAUGACUGGCAGAGUCUGAAUAUGUGUUUUCAUCUUUGUUUUCCUGCAGCCUCUAAUCUCCACAGUUAAGUGUGGACUCAGAUUACAAUCUCCCACUAUUUGGAUUGCACCUCCCCAUACAGGAACUUAGAUGUAGUCAAACUAUGUUGAGCUGCAGACCUCCGGCAUUUGAUGUCCUCAGAAACUUUGAUAAGAGCAAUUGCCACUUUCUCGAUCAAGAAUGUUUAUCACUGUUAGGUACGGAGCAGGUCAGAUGUUGAUUCUCAAUCGCUUCUGUCGAAUUGUGAACUUCGUAGAACAUAUCAAACAGAUGUGCAAGUGUGAGACUAAAGCUUGCAUUGAUCUGAUUGAUGAGUCUGGGAACUUGAUGAAUCUCAGCCUGCAACAAAACUCGCUGCAAUGUGUCAAGAACAUCCUAAAGGAACGUGGGAGAUAUAUUCUCAUCAAAGUGAUUAAACAAGAUGAUUCAGACACCAUCAUCUAUGAAUCCAUGUUGAAGAACAUUGAGCAUUGUCAUCCUGCAGUAGCAGAGCAGCUGCGCAAAUUGUCCAAUCCCAAAGCCAAGGACAAGAAAGAGCCAGUACCAAAGAAAUCCCGAUUCACCAAGGAGGUUGUUCCUAACCCUCCAUUCAAAACCAAGUCAGCCAUUGGGAUUAAAAGGAACCCCAGCUUCACACAGAAAACUUUAUGAAACCAAUGGAAACUAUUCAAGAAUAAAAACCAGUAUCCAAACUUGGUUACACAUUUUGAAGAAGUUGUUGAGCACAGUUGAAAUAUUCAUGCACCCAGUCCAGCUGAGUUCUUAGGAUUAAAGCCAAACUCAUGGAUAUUUCUGUAAAAUACCCCAAGCUUGCCUGCAUGUAAAAUCAAUUUCCUUAAAUGUGUAUCAACAAGUGGGAUAGAAAUGUAGAAAUGAAAAAGAGGUUAAACAUCUUCAGGAUUAUAGUGGGGAGUUAUUUAAUCUGGGCAGCAUAAUAUUCUUAGAUAGAAACAAUCAAAGUGAUAGAGGAAUAUUUCAAUCACAGAAAACAGGCCAGCAAGGGUGAAGGGGACUCAGCAGAACCUCUAUCGGUGCGAACAGACCUGAGAGAUUUGAACAGUCACAGAAAGCUAAACGGGCUGAGGUAGUCUGUUAAAUUUUGAAGGGAUUUAACAGAACAGAUGAAGAAGAAAUGUUUUAACAUGUUGAGAGAAAAGCCAAAACCAAGAGCCAAAAUAGUCACUACACAAAAUCCAAAGGAAAAGUCAGGACAAUUUACCUAGAGUAUUGAACUCCUGGUCAUAAGGAACAAUUUACUGAAAUGAAUAACAUCAAUGUAUGUUUCCAUAUUCAGUCAUGGUGUCACUGACUCAGCCAGCAUUUAUUGUUCAUUCCUAAUUACCUGGAAGAGAAUCGAGAAUCAAGCACAUCACUGGGGAUCGGGAGUCGACACUUGGCAAGACUAGGCGAAGAUGGCAGAUUUCCUUCCCUACAUGGCGUUACUGAACCAGGUUUUUAAAAAUAGAGAUGUAUUUUUAUGAUAAUUGACAAUCAUUGAUUAAUAAUGAUCAUUAUUAGAUGCUUAAUUCCAUGUGCCUUGGCAGAAGUUGAAGCUAUGUCCUCAGGACAUUAGACUGGAGUACAGGAUUACUAGUCCAAUGAAUUGAGCACAGGAAAAAUACUCUGCUACUGUGCUCUCAACGGGCCAUUCAGUACAUCUUGCCUGUGCCUUCCUGGUUGCUCGAUGUAAAUUUUAAUGUGUAUUUAUCUGAUUUUCUUUUAAAGUUAAAUUUGAAAAUAAGAACAAGGAGCAGGUGUGGGCAAUUUGGCCCGUCAAGCAUGUUCCACCAUUUAAUAUAACCAUGAUGAUCUCAUUUCAGCCUCAACUUCAUUUUUCUGCCCACUUCCAUAAUCCCUGAACCCAUUACUAAUUAAAAAUGUCUCUCUCCUCAAAUUUAUUCAAUGUUCCAGCAUCCACUGCAUCCUUGGAUGGUGAAUUCCACAAGUUCACGACUCUUCAAGAGAAAUAAUUCCUCCUCAUUUCUACUUUAAAUCUGCAACCUCAUUCUAGAUUGCCCAGCUAGGGGAAACUUCCUUUCUACAUCUACCUUUAGUACCUUAUAUAUCUCAACUAGAUCUCUUCUCAUUCUUCUAAACUCUAGUAGGUGUAUGCUAAAGCUGCUCAAUCUCUCCUCAUUAGACUUCCAAGAUUUCUGGAAUCAAUGUAGUAAAUCUUUUCUGAACUUCCGCCAAUACAAUUACAUCCCUCCUCAACUAAGUGGACCAAAAUUUUAUGCAGUACUCCAGUGCAUUCUCAGUAAUGCCUUGUAUAUUUGUAGCAACGCUUCCCUACCUUUAUAUUCUGUUCAUGCCCCUAAUUUCAAUCUAAUAUUGAUCUUGUUUUGCGCACCUCUUGUGUGGCCAUAGGCUUGUAUGCCUUUCUCUGACUAAGCACCCGGUGAAUAAUUUGCCUAUUUAUUGCUGUAAACUAAAUGAAUAACUUCAGACUUAUCCACGUUAAACUCCAUCUGCCAAAUUUACUUAAGCCACCCACAUCUAUUUGUAAGUUUCUUAUUUCUUCAUUGCAUGUUACUUUCCCACUUAUUGAAGUGUCAUAAUAAAUGUGGCUAUAGUAUUUUCUGUCCUUGCAUAUAACUUAGUAUAGAUUGUAAAUAGGAUUCAGUCCUUGGGCCCUAGUUAUGACAUUCAACUUAUAUCUUGGCAACCAAAGAAGACAUUUUAUUCCAACUCUCCUUUUUAUUGGUUACCCAGUAAUAAUACACUAACCCACUCCCGUAUGAACCUAUCUUAUGUGGCACCAUAUCAAAUGCUUUCUGGAAGUCCACAUAUGCUAUACCUACAGGAUCCCCGUUAUCCACUUUGUAUCUACAACUCUAACAAAUUAGUCAAACAUGAUUUACUCUUCAUAUGCUGACCGAUUGACUGUGUUUUAACUUUCAAAAUGCCCUGUACUACUUUCUUAGUAAUUGUUUCCAUCAAUUUGCCGAUGACAGAUGUUAAACUGGUUAUUACUUCCCUACUUUCUGCGGCUCUUUUUGAAUAUAUUAGCAUUUUCCAAUCUACUGGAAUCUUUCCCAUAUUCUGAGAAUCUCAGAAUAUUUGUAACUGAUACAUCUACUAUUUUGCUGCCACUUCCAAAAGCAAAUUCUCGUCACCCUACUAUUGGAAAGAUGUUACCAAACUGGAAAGAGUGCAAACAGAUUUAAAAGGAUGCCACUAAGGCUGGAGGGUUUGAGUUGCAAGGAGAGACUUUCUAGGCUGGGACUUUUAUUCCAGAAAUGUGGCGUGGCUGGCCGAGGGGUGAUCUGACUGAGUUUUAUAAAAUCAUGAGGGGCACAGAUAAGGUGAAUUGCCAAUGUCUUUUUGUCAGGAUAGCAGAUUCCAAAUCUAGAGGACCAAGGUUCAAGAUGAGAGGGGCAAGAUUUAAAAAGGACCUGAGGAGCAACUUUUUCACACAAGGAUGGUGUGCAAAUAGAACCAGCUUCCAGGGGAAGUGGUAGAGGCAGGUAUAAUUACAACAUUUACAAGACAUUUGGACAGAUAUAUGGGACUAUGGACCAGACCAAACCCCCUCAACAUAUAUUCAGAAGAUAAUCUAAACGUUAACUUUUUCUUAUUUUAGAGAUAAGUGUAUUGUAUUGCAUUCCAGAUGCAAUUCAACUGGUCAAACUACUAGAUUUGAAGCAAAAUUCACUUUAUUCAUACACUAUGGUUAAAAAUACAACAAAAGAAAGAGUAAAGAAAAGAAUUGGCUUAGAUGUAACUCUAUUAGAAAACCGAAGAGAAAACUGGAUUAUUUUACUACUAAAUAGUAACUGUUCCAGUACUGUAACGUCCAUGAAUACCCCCUUGACAAAGGCAAAUUCAGAAAAACAAGAUUGUCUCACAUGCAAUUCCAGCAGCAGGAAGACCAUCCCCAGCUUUUAGCUGUUUAGGAACAAACUGCUUGCACAUCUUCAAGACUUCAGCAGCAACUGCUACCAAAAAAAACUAAAAAACGACUUAAAAUCCUGGUUCUGUCCGGGGUUGGGGGGGGGGGGGGGGUCUUGACCACACGCAUUCAGGCUAUUUCUAUUGUUCCAUCUUUAAAAAAACCCAAGGCAUUACAAAUUGUUAUUCUCGUGAUGGUGCAGAGCUGCUCAACACCUCUGCCUUAAAACCACUCUUCAUAAAAACCAGAACAAAAUACAUCUCUUAUGGCCAUAGUAUUGUCACAAUGGACAAGGCAUGUUUAAAGGGAUAUGGGCCAAAUACAGGCCUAUUUAAGAAACCUGGCUAGCAUGAACAAGUUGGGCCAAGGGGCUAUUUCAGUACCACAUGACUCCAGUACUUUCUUUAGGACCCUAGGAUGUAGGUUUUGCUUAGUACUUAUUUUGUAGUCAUGACAAUUGUUUCAAGUUCCUCCUUUUUCUAUUCCCCAUUACCUGUUAGUAUUGGGAUGAAGGGUAUGCAGGUUAGUUUGAUCUUAGAGUAGGAUAAUGGGUAGCACAACAUUUUGGACUGAAGGGCCUGAACUGUGCUGGACUGUUCUGUGUUCUUUCUAUGUUUUAUGACUCCAGCAUCUUCCACUGAAAAAAAAACAGGUGAAAUAUUGAUUUGGAGAGGGGGAAGGGA